GCGGCGGGGGAGGGGACAGAGGCGGGGCCGGGGCGGGUUGUUGUGGGGCGACUGCGCUACGGCCCGACCGGGGCGGUGAUGGCGGCUCCAUAUUAACACCUCCUCCUCCUCCUCCGCGCUCCCGCCCGCGCCCGUCAGCCGUCUCCCCCUUCCCUGACGCCACCUCUCCCCCUCCUCUACCAUGCCCGGCAUGAUGGAGAAAGGGCCCGAAUUACUGGGGAAGAACCGAUCGGCCAACGGCGGCGCCAAGAGCCCGGCGGGCGGCGGCGGCGGCGGCUCCUCGGCCAACGGCGGGCUGCACUUCUCGGAGCCCGAGAGCGGCUGCAGCAGCGACGACGAGCACGGGGAUGUUGGGAUGAGAGUCGGAGCUGAAUACCAAGCUCGGAUCCCUGAAUUCGAUCCAGGUGCUACCAAGUACACAGAUAAAGACAAUGGAGGGAUGCUUGUGUGGUCGCCUUACCACAGUGUCCCAGAUGCCAAAUUGGAUGAAUACAUCGCCAUUGCAAAAGAGAGGCAUGGCUACAAUGUGGAACAGGCACUUGGCAUGUUGUUCUGGCACAAACAUAACAUUGAGAAGUCCCUUGCGGAUCUCCCCAAUUUCACUCCCUUUCCGGAUGAGUGGACAGUGGAAGACAAAGUCCUAUUUGAACAAGCCUUUAGUUUUCACGGGAAGAGCUUCCACAGGAUUCAACAAAUGCUUCCAGAUAAGACAAUUGCAAGUCUUGUAAAGUAUUAUUAUUCUUGGAAAAAAACUCGCUCAAGGACAAGUUUGAUGGAUCGCCAGGCCCGUAAACUAGCCAAUAGACACAAUCAGGGUGACAGUGAUGAUGAUGUGGAAGAAACACACCCAAUGGACGGGAAUGACAGUGACUAUGACCCAAAAAAAGAAGCCAAGAAAGAGGGUAACACUGACCAGCCUGUCCAAACCAGCAAGGUUGGCCUCGGCAGGAGAGAGUACCAGAGCUUGCAACACCGCCAUCACUCACAACGGUCCAAGUGCCGCCCACCCAAGGGCAUGUAUUUAACCCAGGAGGACGUGGUGGCUGUUUCCUGUAGUCCCAACGCAGCCAACACCAUCCUGAGGCAACUGGACAUGGAGCUGAUCUCUCUAAAGCGUCAGGUUCAGAAUGCUAAGCAAGUAAACAGUGCCCUUAAGCAGAAAAUGGAAGGUGGAAUUGAAGAGUUCAAACCUCCUGAGUCAAAUCAGAAAAUUAAUGCCCGUUGGACCACAGAGGAGCAGCUUCUAGCAGUGCAAGGUGUCCGCAGAUAUGGUAAAGAUUUUCAAGCUAUUGCAGAUGUAAUUGGCAACAAGACUGUUGGCCAAGUGAAGAACUUCUUUGUAAACUACAGGCGUCGGUUUAACUUAGAGGAGGUAUUGCAGGAGUGGGAAGCAGAACAAGGAAUCCAGGCUUCUAAUGGUGAUGCCUCCGCUUUAGGGGAGGAGACAAAAAGUGCUUCUAAUGUGCCGUCAGGAAAGAGCACUGACGAAGAAGAGGAGGCACAGACCCCACAGGCUCCUCGGACUCUGGGUCCAUCACCUCCUGCCCCAUCACCCACUCCAACACCAACAGUCCCCAUUGCCACUCUGAACCAGCCUCCACCACUUCUUCGUCCAACACUGCCUGCUGCCCCUGCUCUUCACCGGCAACCUCCUCCACUCCAGCAGCAGGCUCGGUUCAUCCAACCCCGGCCAACUCUCAACCAGCCUCCACCACCUCUCAUUCGCCCUGCUAACUCUAUGCCACCCCGCCUAAACCCAAGACCAGUGCUGACCACGGUUGGUGGUCAGCAGCCACCUUCACUCAUUGGAAUCCAGACAGAUUCACAGUCCUCACUGCACUAAAAGUCAAACUGGACAAAUUGGCGGUUCUUUCUCAGCCAUCAUUAUACCAGUACUCAUCUGAUCCAAAAGAGGAAAACAUCCUUCCUAGAUACUGAGGCUGCAGACUAGUUCUGUGGCAGUGGACUAGAGUGAGUGGGUGUGACACCCAGGGAGCCUCCUUUCCAGUGUUCAACCAGUGGGAUCUCAUGGGAGGAAAAGGAUUCUAUAUACCAAGGGGGUUUUGUUUAUUUUCACUCUAUUUAUUUUGUUGAGGUUUCUUAUUUUCCUGCCUCUUCUUACUCAAAGCUGUUAGUACAAAAAUAUUGACUUAAGAAUUGUAAAAACUCCUUAAGUUCCUUAAGGAUUUUUAGCUUUUUGCUUUUUUUCUUUAAUUUAAAUUUUUAAAAAAAAACACUUUCCUAUGUUAGGAGUGCAAGAAUAAAUAGCCUGCAUUUCAGAUUUUGAUAUGUUCAUAUUCAUAUUUAAGAAAUUAUAGCUUCAUAACCCUUUUUUCAAAAUAUGUUGCUUUUUUUCUAAAGGAAUUCUAGUAUAUUCCUUUAAAAGAAAGCAAUUAAAUCAAUUGCAAAGCAAUUAUAUGAAACCACAAAGAAUGUAUUGAACCUGAUAAUCCUUUAACAUAGUUUGGGGUCCUAGCUCAAAGUCCUUGUUUAAAGGUCGUUGACCCUGUUGUCUAUCAGUAAUAGAGGUUUGGAAUCAUUUACUUGCAGAAAAAGGACUUAAAAUUUGGUGAGAUAUAAUGUUUUUAAGUUCUUUGAAAAUGUUAAUUUUGAAAAAAAAUGUUUCUAAAUGCUAUUCGCUUCUAGCUAGUAUCUGCCUGUGUUGGGAAUUUAGAACGGAAUAUAUUUUGUCAGUUAUGUAGAGAUGGUGGCUACAGCAGCAUUUAUUUACAGUCUAUCUUCUGAACUUAAAGUUGCUCUCAUACUCAUUAGUAAGGUCUUCAUUUGAUACGAAGGGUGUUUUUCCUUUUUUUGAUAAAUCUCUACUGUACAUUUGUGCGGUUCUUGCAGCCAGCCUGUGCUUGUGGUUUGAUUUACGGUUAAAUCAUCAGCACCCUUCACAAGAUGAACUUGAGAGUCUGUUGUGUUAUUGCAAUAAUUGUGCCGUUAACUAAAGUACUGAGACCCGGGUUUUUGUUUUGAAGAAACAGACUGAAAGUCUUUUUAUUCCAACAUGAAAUCAUUAGCACCACAAAGAAUACUUUACAAUGGUAGCAUUUCGACAGUGUGUUCCUGAUAGUUUUGAUAGAAUGAUUUCAGAUUGGAAGCAUGGCUUGUUGCAAAGGGACAGAUUGCUAGUGUGUCAGGCUGCCCACCUCAAAGGGGUCAUGUAUUCCCUAAGUGUUGGGAAAAUAGUCCCUUUAUGUAAAGGCUCCCCAGCCUUAAGGAGCCCUAGAUUUAAAGUCAUUGGUCAGUUUUAACUUUCAGGUUUCCCUUGAUAAGGUCCCUCCAUUCCGACAGAACUGAAAGCGGCCUGCAGGAGAGGCCCCUUUUUCUCAUUGGAUCACCUUAAUCGUUUAUGCCCCAUAUAAACUGUAACUGAUUUAAAAGUAAUAUUAAAGAGUUUAUACUUAUUUUUACUUUAAAAGCCAUGGAAGACGGUUAUGUAUCGUGAACUGUCUAGAACGUUCUCUUUGAAGCUCUUGUCUUGUGUGUGUACAUAUUCCACCUGGACAGCUCUCAUUGUCUUGUCUCCUGUCGGAAGACUUCAGUACAGUCUGGGGAAAUGUCAGUAAGUCCGUCAGCACCCUCUGUCCAGAUGUUCAGUAUCUUGUGAUUCAUUUAAAAUCUGCUCUGUCCCAGACAUGGGCCUCGGUGCUGUACCUGAGGGAUGUGUUGCAGUUUUACUCACAAACACUAGCGCACACGGCAGGAAAACCGUAGACUCGUUCGUGAUAUGACACAUGUAUAUAGUGAGAUGUCUUUAUUGUGUGCUUUGCAUACUUUGUAAAUAAUUUGCACGUCAUUAUUUUCCUUUCUGUUGGAGCAGUGUUUGGCCUGGAAGAGAAAUAUGCUUGCCGCUUAAAGGAUUAAAGAUUUAAAGGUG
This is a messenger RNA of Peromyscus eremicus (cactus mouse), 3886 nucleotides long. RefSeq names its product REST corepressor 3 (gene Rcor3). Bases 182 to 1843 code for a protein of 553 amino acids. The transcript has 12 exons. Gene Ontology annotation, molecular function: transcription corepressor activity. Gene Ontology annotation, biological process: negative regulation of DNA-templated transcription; regulation of transcription by RNA polymerase II. Gene Ontology annotation, cellular component: histone deacetylase complex; transcription regulator complex. The record is from RefSeq and is a predicted model, not a curated record. NCBI's taxonomy places the organism in Eukaryota, Metazoa, Chordata, Mammalia, Rodentia, Cricetidae.